AUGUCUGAAGACCUAACAAAAGGAAAGGACCAACGUGGGUUAGAAAGUAACAACUCUGUGGUUGUGACCAUCAACACGGGUCAUGUUGGACUGAAACUUGAACUUCCCGAUGAUAAAAAAUACCACGUUUUUCUCUAUUGUGAAAAUUCCCCACAUGAUAAACAUGCUGCUCUAUACAUUUUAAAUAAACUAGAAGGACAUGGUAUAAAAUGUUGCUUCUCAGAGAGGGAUUUUUCUCCGGCUAAGACACAAAUAAGAAGUAUAACUGAAGCUAUUGAACAAUCGGUGAAAAUGGUUGUCAUAUUUUCAGACGCGUUUUUCAGUGGUCGCGAAGGAGUAUAUACCGCUGAAAUGCACUUACAAACAUACAUUGAUAAAGAUAAUAGUCUAAUGAUUCCACUAAAAAUUGAUGAUUGUACCAUGACAUUGCCAUUUAAAGGUAUACUUCCAAUACAUAUCCUGGAUUUAAGGAGAGAAGAGGAAUGGUUUCCAAAUUUAAUUCGUUCAAUAGCAGAUAAAACUGAUAAUUAUCUAAAUAUGAAAGUAUUAGCUUCACAUAGAGGAUGUUAUAGUUCAAAAGAAAGAAAGAAGUUGACACUGCAAGUGAAGUUCCUACAACAAUUACAGAAAGAGAGUUUUAUCUUGGAUGAAACUAUAUUCAAUACGAUGAUAAAAGAUAUUAUGAAUAUGUAUCGUGAUUACAGAAGACCCGAUAAAUUAUUUUGUCCAGUAUUAGCCUAUUUAUGUCUCAUUUGUUUAAUGGGAGUUAUUUUUCUGUUUACGACCAGAUAUUUUCAAGACGAUAUUGUAAAAAGAUGGAUACCUUUAUUUAGCAUAUUUGCUAUGGGAUUAAUAUUCACUGUUAUCAUGUCUUGUAUUCUACGUUUUAAUUGUCAGGAUUGUUAUCACCGCUCUUAUAAGAAUGAUUUGGCUGUUAUAAAUGAUAAACUCAUGGAUCAAAAUAUCAUAGUGUCAGUGGUUGCAGAUGAAAUAAAACUUAUUUAUUAUAAUUACCUACCAUGUAUGGAAUAUCUGAAAGAGAAAUAUGUUGAUGAAUUAAAGAACUGUAAGACGAGUGCUGGUGAGGAUAUUUUAACAUGUUACAAGAUAAUUAAAUCAUGGUUUUGUUGUGAAACACCUCCUUAUAAAAACCAGGAUAUAUUUCAUUUAAUGUUAGUAAAAGAAGCAGCAAUGUAUGCCUGCUGGUAUUUACGUGGAAAAUUAACAGAACGAUUUGAAGAGAGACAUACUGUACAAAGCCAGUGUUUGUGUCAGUAUAUUGAAAAGAAAUGGAAACUGUCAAAAAUUACUCAUUUGUGA
Messenger RNA from Lottia gigantea (owl limpet), 1320 nucleotides. RefSeq lists its product as hypothetical. The coding region runs from base 1 to 1320 and encodes 439 amino acids. Lineage: Eukaryota; Metazoa; Mollusca; Gastropoda; Lottiidae. Gene Ontology annotation, biological process: signal transduction. The transcript is spliced from 7 exons. The record is from RefSeq and is a predicted model, not a curated record.